Messenger RNA from Cephus cinctus (wheat stem sawfly), 2706 nucleotides. Its product is annotated as protein ecdysoneless. The record is from RefSeq and is a predicted model, not a curated record. The transcript is spliced from 7 exons. Gene Ontology annotation, cellular component: nucleus. The coding region runs from base 608 to 2485 and encodes 625 amino acids. NCBI's taxonomy places the organism in Eukaryota, Metazoa, Arthropoda, Insecta, Hymenoptera, Cephidae.
AUCGAUGCGAAAUCGAUUGAUAGUUACGAAUUGACUAAUAGAAACGUUUAAUAGUCCAUCGUUUGCAAGAAAAAUGGGAAAACCAUAUGCGAAUCAAGGCUCCACGUAGUUAGCCCCUCAUCUAUAACGGAUUUGAAUUAUUUUUUUUGCAAUCGUUUGUAGGUCGUUUGUAAGUGUUUGAUAUUGCAUCCACGACGUUUGAUAGUCCAUCAUUUAUUUAUAAUAUUAAAAUUAAUUUUCUAGGGAAUUUUUCUUUAUGUUAGCCCCUCAUUCAAAUAUUUUAUAAACUAAUCGUGUUUUGCUCAUAUGCAAUCGUUUGUAGGUCGUUUGUAGGUACUUUAUAUGUCAUUUCGAUUUUGAUUUUCUGAAAAAACUAUUGACUAUCAAACAUUUUUACAAGACUAUCAAACACUAUCAAACGACUAUCAAACGAUUGGAAUAAAAAAAAGUUUAAAAAAUAAAAGUUGGCCGACCAACUUCACGCAAGUAAGAAGUCGGCACGUAAUAUAUUAGGUUCGACGUUAAAUGACAGAAGUAUCUAAUUAGCUGUGAUUAAUCAGGGCAAGAAAACUAAAAAAGAAGCGUGACUGGAAGGAAAGGAAUACUAAUGUCUAAGAGAAUGGCGAAUACCGUUACUUCUAGAAAUAGGGAGGACGACGUUCUUGAAUGCUUUUUGUAUCCAAAAUUUUGUUAUGAUCCAAAUUCCGAGCAGGUGACUGAGACAACCCUUUUUGAGGAGAUUGAAAAGUAUAAAAAGGAAAUUGCAAAGUAUACAGAUAAUUAUAUCUGGCACAGGGAUCCACUUGUGUUUUGUCCAAAGACCAAAAGAGGAAUCUUAUUAGAGAAAGUUCUUGAAGGAUUUACCAGCUCCGAAGAAUCUCAGAUUCCACCUCAUAUCUUUGCCAGAUUGUGUUACGAUGAAGAUGUUGGAGAUGAAUGGUUCACUGUUUUUCUGGUGUUCAAACUUACUCAAACUUUUGAUGGUUUAAUUGCUAGACUGGUGGAUGCUGAUGGCGAGUUUUUAUUAAUAGAAGCUGCAAAUGUUCUGCCACCAUGGGCUGAUCCUGAAACUUGUCAAGAUCGUGUAUUCAUUCGCGAUGGAGCUAUUCAUGCCAUUAAAGACAGAAAGAAAUCUCUUAUAGAACUGUUAAAAAUUGUUAACGAAAGACCACAAGUUACCAAAAUGUCAGACCAAGUUCAAGCUGCCAUUAAGAAACGACUUGAAGUUUAUCCUGAUGAAAUUGAAAAAAGAAAGCAUAAAGCCAGAGCUUAUUUACCAGAGAAAGCGGCAUCAAUUCUACAUCAAGAACCUGGUUUAAUAUCAUCUGCCAUCAGAACAAUAUGUCACUCAGAUCCAUUUGAGCGAAAGGUUUGUAGAGCAAUGAGAUAUUUUCCACCAGAACAACGUAUAAUGGUCAAUGUGAAGAUGACUAAAUGUUUAUACGCCAUGGCUACUCAUUGCCGCUAUACCGGAGAUCCGCGAACAGGUUGGAACUUACCACCAACAAAUAGUUCCAAUUAUAAUGCACAUUUGCUAGGAGUGAAAAUAGCAUGCGGUUUAGAAUUGUUAGUAGCAAGUGCUAACGACGAAUAUAGGCGAAAAGGUGGAGAAAAAAUGGACAUUGAUAAUGAUUUGGAAUGGGACUUUCAAGAAGUUGCUUGGAAAGUAUAUCUUAAGAAAUUGGAAUCCAGUGGUUACUUUAAAGAUCUAUUAGAAGGAAGCCAGGAACGUGAUAAGCUUCUACGGUCUGCAAGGUAUUAUUUUCUGGAACAUUCAAAUGUUGCCAACUCCUUAAUACUACAGAGCGAAAGCGAUGCCCACAGAGUUUUGACAGCUUGGAAAAAUGUUCAGACUUGUGAUAUCGAGAUGCAAGCUCAGGAUGAGGCAUCACUAAGUCCUGCAGACAGUGAUAGUUGGUUGAAUGUUGACCCAGCACAGUUAGAAAUGAUGUUGGGUCAGCACUAUGGUGGAAGUGAUAAAAAACGCAACCAGGAACCCUUAGGACUUCGUGAAAAAGUCCAAUCUUUUCUCAAUCAGAAAAGUGACAUAGAUGGUGUUCAAUUUCAAGGAGACUUGGGUGAGAACGAAGACAUGAAAACCACUCCAGAAGAGCACGGUCGGAUAGACUUUGACUCGGAUGUCUUUGACAGUAGCUUGAGGGACAUUUUAGAUCUUGUUGUACCUGGUAGUGACAGUGAAUUUGAGGGUAGCUCAGAAGGUUCUUUAGGAGGUGACGACGAAGACAGAGGAGGCGAAUUUGACAAUCACAUGCGUCUCCUCGAUUCUCAGCUUCAGCGGGAAUUAAAGGACGGUUACGCAGAAAAGAAAAACGUUGAUACAAUAGAAGCUAACCUCAAAGAGAGCAUCGAGGAAGAAGCUGGUGGUUCCGGACCAGCUGGCAACAUAAUUGGCGGUCCUAUCAGACGUCUGAUGCAUCUCCAACUUCAAUCGCCAACGACUGUACCACCUGAUCUACAAAGCUAAUAAGUGCAUCGAAGAUACUACAAUGAUAAACUAAAGCUGGAGAUUCUUUUAUGCUUCUAAGCAAGGGUCAGCUUAAAUAGAACAUCAUAUCCAGUCUCACGAUAGAACUAAAUGAGACUGAUAUGUUGAUUAUUUUAAAGCAGCUGGCUUUUGUCCAUUAAUUUUAAGAAUCGUCAUACAAUGAUUGCAAACUAAGAUAUAAGAAAUACGUCUAUUCCACA